GAGUGCGAGAGCGAGUGCGAGCGUGAACGCGAACGUGGUCGCUUACGAUCGGCCGCUACGAGAGUCGACGAGAGAAAAGCUUUCGGGCGGCAUUCGCGCACGUUUCAGGGCCACCCGCCGGAUCCCGGUAAGCCCGCCGCGCCGCUUCCAUUUUUACACGGACUUUACUUACGUCUUUGACUCGUCGAAAUUUCCUAUCGUCUCGAAAUUUUCGAUCGUCCAUCGUCCACCGACGUUUCUUCGACGACGCGUUCGCUCCUUUCGUUCGCUUGCGUAUUCUCGCGUUUCCAUUUGCCCGAGAAUCGGACGAUUCGAACGACCUAGUGACCGCUAGGUCGAUCGAACGACCGAUCGAUCGAUCGUUCGAUAGACAGACAGAUAGAUCGUCGAUGAAAACGGGAAUGGAAGCCGGAACGUGGCCGUUGCUCGCGACGAUCGCGAUCGUUUCUCGCGACACGUGGUGCUCGACGUGAGAAUCCGAUCGUAUCGCGAGUUACAGUUUUGCGGUGGCAAAAGUGGAGAGACGUGUUUCGAGGAACGACGUCUCGUCGGAAAGAACGAAAGGGAAAGGAAGAGGUGGUAAGGGAGGAGGAGAAAGAAGCGAAAGAAGAAGAGAAAGAAAGGGAGAAAGAACGCGUGAGCAAAAGCUUCGUAUCGACGUGGUUCGCGAGAAACGAUGACUCUCGUGACAGACACGGUGUCUUACGCGUGUCAACCGGUCGGUAGACAGUCUUACGACGACGUUUACCGUCACCAUCACCUCCAACUUCGACAUCAUCAUCAUCAUCACCUUCAUCGUUACUAUCACCAUCGGCAUCACUAUCACUAUUAUCAUCAUCACCACCAUCAUCGCCGGCGACGAGGAGCGUACGCAUCCACCGAUGAUCCAUCGAUCGAGUGCCUGCAAGGAUACCUGUCCGUGGGAAACGUGGACGAAGAAGCGAGAAAUCGAGUGGUCGAAACAGCCGAAACCGACUCCGCGUUAGGAUCGGCCAGCUCUGACCGUUAUCGGUCGCGAGCAUCGCGGUACGCGGUGGACUCGGACGACGCGUCGUCCGUUGUAUCGGUGGAUGCUUCGGCCGAUCUCGAGUCCGGUUCCGUCGAGGCCGAGGAGAGCAACGAGGGUAACGAGUCGAACGAACCGAUCGAACCCAACGAAUCGAACGAAAGAAGCAACGAGUCGAACGAGAACGAGCACGUGCCUCAUCCUCACGUGGCACUGGACACCGCUGACACCACCGCCUCGACGCACGGACCACGUCGGUGUCUGCUCUGGGCUUGCAAAGCCUGCAAGAAGAAGACUGUGACCGUCGAUCGAAGAAAAGCUGCUACAUUGCGGGAAAGAAGGCGCUUGAGAAAGGUGAACGAGGCGUUCGAAGUUUUGAAAAGGAGGACGAGCAACAAUCCCAAUCAACGAUUACCGAAAGUAGAAAUUCUACGGAACGCGAUCGAGUACAUCGAAGGUUUGGAAGCGUUGCUGCAGAGCAACAGAUCCUCCGUAGCUCAGGGUCGCGGUUCGACUAACGAUACGCCGGGUGCAACUUCCCCGCGAUACGUGACGGAAAGGCUGAGACAGUUCUCGGACCCUCUGGCGAGGUUUCAACCCAUCAACGGAUUCGAGGGAACGGUGGAACCGCAAUCGUCCCAGCUCAGUGGAAGCAGCUUGGAUCGCCUCAACAUGAUCGUCCAGAGCAUCAACGGACCGACUCACGGGGCCACCGACGCGCUUCGAUAUCCUUCGCAGCAGUGACACACAACGGUGUGUUACAGAUACAGGUGUUCCAAAGGAAUCAUCGAUUUUUCUCAAUUCACUGUUCCUGGAACCACCGUUGAACGCAUCAUCGUGUGGAUAUAUCAAGUUCCUAAAAUGCAUCGGCUUAAACGUAUGCUCCUCUCUGUAAUAUCGCUCAACGAUCGUUUUAUUCGAGAUAGUUUCGUUAUCAAACGAGUUCUUUCAAGUGAAAUAUUUACAUACGCGCUAUCCUUCGACUAUUUUCUGCCGAUCGUGUAAUUGAAUCGUAAUCGAAAUAGCUUAUCUGCAUCGCUUCGAAUCGAUCUUAUUCGAUACAGCGACAGCGCGUACUAUUAAUUAUCUCUCUGUAUAUAAAUAUACAUGUAUACGUAUAUAUACAUAAGCACGUGUAUGCAGACAAUACAUAUACAUAUUCAUAUACAUACAUAAAUACAUUGAUACAUACAAAUUUAUAAAUGCGCACUAUAAUAAAAUAUAUCGGGAUACGUGAAACUAAAUCUUGCAAAAAAUAUGCGCGCUCUUGUUUAAGCUGCCUCCGUAUUUUAUCGUGUUUUAUUUAUUAUACUUCCCCUUCUGUUUCGUGCACAUCAUCCAUUUAAUUUAUCGUUGCAUUUUUUUAUCGAUGACCACGCAACCAUUGCAAUAUUGUAGCCAACGAUUAUAGGAGCGUUCGAAACAUUUAUCGACCCUUGGCGUUUCGAAUGGUAAGCGGGAAACCAAAAAACGGCUAUUCCCCUCCACACUCAACCGAAGAUACGCACGUGCAUCUGCUUUGCAACUACUAAAUACAUAAGUAUAUGUAUACAUAUGUAAGUACUUACAUAGUAGAAAGACAGACGUUGCUAACGCUCGAUCUCGUUCGGACGACGACGAAGUGUAACCGUAAACGUAAACACGGUCUAUGUAUUAUAUAGACACGUAUUCCUCUUGGCUUCAUCUCGCUUUCUUUCUUUCAACGAUAUGGUUCUUCGCCCAAGGAGACAGCUUGAGUCUUACUCGAUUUAUGAAUGCGCCUUUGAAAACCAACGGUCGGCACGACCAAAAGAUCUAGCUCCGGAAACCAGAGACUACUUUUAACCAGAUAAAUUGGGAGUCUUGGAAAAUCUAGACUAUCAACGUGUUCCCUCUGUCGCGAUAUCGGCACGUACUCAAAACAUCCUGUAAAACGCAUCCCUCGAGACACGCAUCUACACAUCUGUCCUCUCCUUCUUUGGUAUUCCCCCUUGUUUUCCCAUGAACGGAAACUUUAAAGAUUACCGCCACACAUUAUCGUGCUGUGCCAUACCGUACCAAGACACCAUUCUGCUCGGACAAGAAUCUUUCAGAUUUUUCCUUUCUUCUACCAUUUCCUCCUCAAAUCCCAAACGCAUAAAAUCAUACGCCAUCUGCCGCAUGCUCUUUCGUCAAAAGUUUCCAUUCCAUUUUGAUUCGUCCCUGGCAAACGACGACUGUUCCUCGUUACAGAAUGUUUCUUUUCCCAUAAAUUGUCAUACAUUUUUGAAACGCCUGUAAUAUAGGAAAAAUAAUAAAAUACAAUUCUACAAGGAC
Molecule: messenger RNA, 3301 nt
Organism: Bombus impatiens (common eastern bumble bee)
Lineage: Eukaryota; Metazoa; Arthropoda; Insecta; Hymenoptera; Apidae
Gene: nau
Product: myogenic-determination protein
Exons: 5
Coding region: 677-1750 (357 amino acids)
Biological process (GO): regulation of transcription by RNA polymerase II; positive regulation of myoblast differentiation; muscle organ development
Molecular function (GO): DNA-binding transcription factor activity, RNA polymerase II-specific; protein dimerization activity; RNA polymerase II cis-regulatory region sequence-specific DNA binding
Source: RefSeq, a predicted model, not a curated record